UUUCAAGUGUUGCUCCGCGUUCACUGGAUUAGGCCUACGCUGAGUGUCUCCGGUGGCUUCUCUGUUCGCAUUGAAAUUCGACGUAAAAUUACUAGCGUGUGCGUUUUUAAUUACCACGGAAGUGUCAUGAUACGUCACUAGGCACGCCUUCGCAAGUCACGGACACAUCUGGACGAGGACAAUAUGUUUAUAUCCGUAAAGAUUCUCCAGGGCCAAGAAUGCACAAUAGAGGUAUCUGCCAGUUCUUCCAUAAGCGCCGUCAAGCAGCUAGUAGCCCAAGAAUUGCAAAUUCCGGUGGACCAGCAGCGCCUUGUGUUCAGAGGAAAGACCCUGUCUGAUGGCCUCUCCCUCGAAGACUACAACAUUGAGGAAGGCAACCGGCUGCACCUGUUUGUUCUAAAGACGGCCGAGGACGCCGCCCUCGCCUGGGACCAGAUGCGGAAGUUCCUGCUCUCCCAGUUCUCCCCAGAGGACGCAGAGAAAGUGUUAGAAGAAUACAAGAAGGACUUUUCCCGAGCGGCCGCCAGCCUGAGCCUGGACGACAUCGAGAGACUGGCAAGCGCCGGUCUCGACACCACCACCUCAACCACGUCAGCAACCGGCGGCGCGCCCACCCGACCUCCCGGGCGGGAGAGUGACGGCGCGGUCGGUAUGCUCGUGGUCAACAGCGAGGACAGUGCCGCUUCCUAACGAGAAUGCUUUCCCGUUCCACCACCUCCCAUAUUCCUCCUCCUAAAAAAAGAAGAAAUAUAUAUAUUACAGUCUUCACGUUUUCCUCGUCGGACAACCGAGGAAGCCCCGUCCUGAUUCGGCGCGCCGCCGCUUUUGCAUUCAUUGGCCUGCGAAGGCCGUCGGCCGUCAAGGCAGUUGUUGCGCCUACCGUUUUGCGACGCCGCUUGGAACGGAGAGAAUCAUUUUGGCAAACUCUGGACGGGAAACCAAACGGUGCAGCGUUUGUCGUCGUCGUCGGCUAAGUGGCGUCAGGACGGGCAACAACAGGUAGAAGAGGGACGGCGACGAGAGCUCUGCCUGGGAUGUGCGAACCUCUUGACCCCGCAUCACUUUUUCUUCUCGUUGCUUUUCAAUGUCGGUUCAUUUCUUUUUUUUUUUAUUUGAGUGUGUGGAGAGAAGUUUCCUUUGUGCCGGGGGAUGGGAGAUAGUAGCGGCGGAGCAAACUGGGAAGUCGGAAUUUGCCUGCUUAGAGCUGACGAGUGUGGGAUCGGAGCUGCGGAGGGCGAGAAAUGUGGCGACGUCGAAACGACAGUCUCGCACGAGGCACCGGGCUACCUCGGGCACCAAAGAAAAGACAACGUUCGCAAAAUUUCCAGGGAGCAAAUGAGGUGCAUUUUAUUUGUUUGUUCCCCUCGUGCUGAGAGUAGGGGAGAAAUCGAUGCAACAGUUGUGGGCUGUACGGAGGCAAUGAAGGUAGGCAGCAGGUUGUAUUUAUGGUCUGCAGAUUUGUCAUCAUUGUUGCUUUUUUUUUUUUUUUUUUUUUUUUACUGCAGGAGAGAACAAAGUGCUACCUACUACCUCCGUUCUGUACAUAAGCCUGUACUUUAUUUGAUCCCUCAGUAACUCGUGUAACACAUCACAUCUUGCAGAGCUGCUGUCGGAGACUCAAAUGGCUUUUUUUUCUUUAACCAGUUGAAGGAGGCGUGGCUUGACCACCGUUUGCGGCACAUACUGCACCAAGAGGUGCACUCGCAACCGGUUAGUCUGGGCACCUGGUAGUCUUGGAUACAUGGGUGGACCAGCCGUGGAUGUGCGGCAAGGGAGUCUAUGCCAAAAGUGCAGCUUAGGAAUUUGAAACUGACUUGUAUGUCUCGGAGGGCCUAUUUAUUGGAUACUGUACACGGUUUAUCCUACAAAGACAUCAGUGUAUGCAUCUCUUUGUUUUCCAUGUAACCUCAUGUUUCUCUGCUGCAUCCAACACUUCAUAAUUAUUGGAAGACUACUAAAUACAGUGUCGCGGUGCCGUCACAGAUGUUCAACUUAGCGUCAUUGAUGCCACGGAAGCUUGAGGCAAAGAGAAAUGUGCCGACAUAAUAUUUAAGACAUUCCGAGCAGGCUGCAAUGAAACCGAUUCGUCGACUCUUGUAUUUGGCUUUUCCACGUUGUGGCAGAAAGUGCGACACGAGGCUGUCCUGAUAUGCAGGACUUGCUGUGAAUGGGCGCACUUUUGCUGCUGCUGCCACGGGUUCCCUACACGUUUCUUGUGUAUAUGGUUUCGAUAGUUCAAUAAAACCUGACAAUUUUUUGUGCUAUA
Ixodes scapularis (black-legged tick) is the source of this 2266-nucleotide messenger RNA. RefSeq names its product ubiquitin-like protein 4A. The transcript is spliced from 4 exons. Gene Ontology annotation, molecular function: protein binding. Lineage: Eukaryota; Metazoa; Arthropoda; Arachnida; Ixodida; Ixodidae. The coding region runs from base 184 to 690 and encodes 168 amino acids. Gene Ontology annotation, biological process: post-translational protein targeting to endoplasmic reticulum membrane. The record is from RefSeq and is a predicted model, not a curated record.